GGAAAACCCCGGCGGCCGCUGCGUUGUGCUACGCGUCGUGCGAUACUCUCCGUCGGCGAUGGCCCCGUUUCACCCCUAGGCAUAUAUAUUUAUAUAUAUGUAUAUACAUAUAUACAUACAUAUACAUAUAUAUAUACACACAUCUCGCCCACAUCGCCUCGCGUGACGUUCUCACCCCGGAUAUGCCGAGGCAUGCGCCGUAAAAAUCCCGGGAUUGAUGUAUCGCAGGACGCAGAUCUGCAUUUACUACCUGCUAUGCAUAGCAGCAGUGGACUUAACGUAUACCUCCGACCUGGAGAUUACUACGACAAGAAACCGGGACUGUCCGCCAGAAUGCAUUUGCCUUUCUCCGAAACAGGUGCUCUGCAAUACAGGCGGCCUCGAGGACAUCCCGGCGCACCAGCUGCAGGAGAGCGUGGAGGAGCUGUCGCUGACGAAGAACAACUUCCCGGUGAUAAAGGGCGACGCGUUCGCCGGCCUCCGGGUCCUACGUAAGCUCACCCUGGACGGCAACAACAUCUCCUCCAUACGGCCGUUCGCGUUCCGCGGCCUGAACCGGCUGCGCGAGCUCUCGAUCCAGCACACCCCGCUGCCGUGCAUCGAGAAGUUCUCGUUCGCCGCGCUGCAGAACAUCUCGGUGCUGCUGCUGGCGAACAACAAGAUCCGCUACGUCGAGGGCUACUCGUUCGCCGGCACGUCGAACGUGAAUGUCAUCCUGCUGACCAACAAUCCGCUGCUGACGAUCCACAGCCACGCGUUCGCCGGCCUCACCAACGUCAACAAUCUCAUCUUCCCGUCCGGCAUCCGCACGAUCGAGCAGGACGCCUUCAACGGCCUUCAGUACGUAGGCCAGCUCAAGCUCAGCUACAUGGACCUGUCUGGGUUGCAGGCCUACACCUUCCGCGGCCUCUCGCACGUGCAUUCCAUCUAUAUCCAGGAGAGCGACCUCGGCGUAGUGCAGAGGCACGCGUUCAUCGGCCUCUUGCACGUCGACCGCCUCAAUGUGCUCAACAACAAGGUCGACCUGAUUGAGCGUCUGCACCUGCGCCACGAAAACCACAUCGAGCUCCUGCGUUUCCACGGUAAUCACGUGCUGGAGGCGCCGCGCCACGCCAGGGACGUCGUCCUCGAGGUGGACACAGUCAGCGCGAUUGAUAAUCACUUCCCGUGCGACUGCCAGGCGCACAACGUCCUCGAGAGCGACUUCGCCCGCGGCAACAGCGUCGAGUUCCAACGCCGCAACUACUGCAUCUCGCCGUUCGAGUACAACGGCAAGCCCAUGAACGUCGUCGACUUCGACCUCGUCGCGCGAUGCCACGACAACGUGGUCCAGGACAACCUGGGCUCGGGCGUCGUCGGGGUAACCCGUCUCUCGGCGCUGCUGCUGAUCGUCUUCCUGUUCUCGACAAACCUCUUCCGAUGAGCGGACUUCCAGCCCUUCUGAUUCCUCGACGAUCAUUUCCGCGCUCGCUCCUAGAUGCUUCCAAGGCGACGAUGAGAGGACAACCGUAUAUUUACGUGCGCGCUUAUUAUUGUACCGCUUGUAACGAGAGGUCUUUCUUCCUUGCCAUUUUCCUCCGCCUAUACGGCGGAGUCUUCGUAGUCGAGUAAACUUUGUUACAAUUGUAAAGAAUUUUUGACGAAGCGAGAAGGCAUCUCGCACGAGUCGCAUUAGGUAUAUUAUCACCGUAGAGUGUCGUCUCGAUCGUCUGUAACUUGACGCGACAGGAAUUCUCAUUAGAAAGGAAAGAAUAGUCUCGCUAUUCGGAGUAGUCGACAAAAGACAAGCAGUAAACUUUAACUAGGUCUACAAAGUUAUAAUUAGUAAAUGAAAUUUCGAUCUGCGAUACCAAGGUGUAAAUUUGAUUCAUCUAAACGGUAGAAAUCUGACUUUCGAUCGACAAAUAGAAAACUAUUUUUAAUUUCUAACAUUGCAGAUUACCCAAGGAAAAUAAAAAGUCAAGAUGAUGU
Molecule: messenger RNA, 1971 nt
Organism: Vollenhovia emeryi
Lineage: Eukaryota; Metazoa; Arthropoda; Insecta; Hymenoptera; Formicidae
Product: chondroadherin
Exons: 3
Coding region: 218-1423 (401 amino acids)
Molecular function (GO): protein binding
Source: RefSeq, a predicted model, not a curated record